Molecule: messenger RNA, 156 nt
Organism: Perkinsus marinus ATCC 50983
Lineage: Eukaryota; Perkinsozoa; Perkinsida; Perkinsidae
Product: cyclophilin-10, putative
Exons: 2
Biological process (GO): protein peptidyl-prolyl isomerization
Cellular component (GO): catalytic step 2 spliceosome
Molecular function (GO): peptidyl-prolyl cis-trans isomerase activity
Source: RefSeq, a predicted model, not a curated record
AUGUCAGUGACCAUUCAAACGAGCCUAGGAGAUCUCAAAGCUGAGCUGUUCUGUGCGGAGGUGCCGAACGCCUGUAAGAAUUUCUUGGCUUUAGCGGCGUCGGGGUACUAUGAUGAUACUAAAUUUCAUCGUUUGAUUCCGGGGUUUAUGGUACAG